This is a messenger RNA of Oncorhynchus nerka (sockeye salmon), 8520 nucleotides long. RefSeq lists its product as uncharacterized. The record is from RefSeq and is a predicted model, not a curated record. NCBI's taxonomy places the organism in Eukaryota, Metazoa, Chordata, Actinopteri, Salmoniformes, Salmonidae. The transcript has 5 exons. Bases 1214 to 5101 code for a protein of 1295 amino acids.
GGAAAGCUAUAAUGUUAGUCCUUCCAUCUACCAAGGACCAUAGCUUCCAAAAUGAACAAUCAAACCUCAAAUAUAAUGUCCCUGUAUCCUUUGCCACCCUUAAUCUUUCUCUUGUGCCCCCUGUGUCGCUCUGUCUCUCUAUCCGUCUCUCUCUCCUCCCCCCACCAUCCACCCUUCUCCAGGUUUGGGCUACCAUAAGGACCUGCAGACACGGGCCACCUUCAUGGAGGUUCUGACUAAGAUCCAGACAUGUUAGUGCAAGGCUGGAGCAAACACCUGCAUGUCCUGUAGCUCUCCAGGAAAAGGUUUUGCCACCCCUGUGCAAGUAUGAGAAUUUGAGGCAGUAGUUGUUGAAACAUAGUGUGUCCUCCUGUGUCUUCUUCAGGACGAGCUGGCCCGUGUGUUGGUGACACUGUUUGACUCUCGCCACCUGCUGUAUCAGCUGCUGUGGAAUAUGUUCUCCAAGGAGGUAGAGCUGGCUGACUCCAUGCAGACUCUCUUCAGAGGCAACAGUCUGGCCAGUAAAAUCAUGACCUUCUGUUUCAAGGUUUACGGGGCGGCGUACCUACAGAAGCUCCUGGAGCCUCUACUUAACAGUGGCACAACAUCAGCUUUGAGGUGGACACAACCAGGUCGGAACAUUAACCGGAAGCAUUCCACCAGUUAGACUGUGGUAGCCUGGUGUGGUGGUAAAGGAUAGCAUGUCGAUUUGAGCAAUUUUGGGGGGUAACCUUUUUAAAUGGAAGUUACCUAGGCAAUCCUGACUUUUUAAAAAUUGAAUAUCUGAAACAUACAAUAUACUUGCAGUGAAGCUGCUCAACAACUACAUCAUACCAGUCAUCCAACAGACUCCCAUUCAGAGCGACACACAGAAGCCUCCACGGUCAAAUCCCUGCUCAAGGGCACGUUGACAGAUCUCCCACCAGGCCAAAAAACGUGAAGCCCAACCCCCCUAGGUUCUCCAAUAGCUGUCCCUCAACCAUUCAACCAAUCUGCUUACCUAUUGCAGAUUCAGUCUUCCCAGCCUCGUGCAGGUCUACAAUUUUGUUUCUGGUGUCCUUUGACAGCUCUUUGGUCUUGGCCAUAGUGGAGUUUGGAGUGUGACUGUUUGAGGUUGUGGACAGGUGUCUUUUAUACUUAUAACAAGUUCAAACAGGUGCCAUUACAGGUAACGAGUGGAGGACAGAGGAGCCUCUUAAAGAAGAAGUUACAGAUGACGAAGGAACAGCUUGCCAAAUUGUGCAAGACAAUUGUAACCUUCAUCGCACAGACCACCCUGCAGAUCCUGCUGCCAGCCCUGGCCCGCGUACUUGGGGUAAAGGACUUUGCUGACGACGACACUGACUCACCCAAGAGGGGUGGCAGUGCAAGAUCCUUUGCUGCCUUUGAUCAGGAAAGACUGGAGCUCAUCCAGGAAGUUAGAUAUCUGGCGAAGAAAAUGUAUAAGGGCGGCACAGGGGCUCAACAUCUCAGGUCCCUAACACCCUCUUCUAAGAGUUCCCAGAGCUCAGUGAAAGUCCACCUGGGAAUGACAGAGGACAGAAUCAUCAAAAGUGUCCAGGAGCAACUGUCUGAUCAUAAUAUCCUGUCCUCUUGCCCACCUGAGCUGACUGUUGGUCUUAUCAAGGUGGUGGUCGAACAGCUUAACUCUGCCCUCUCUGCGACCAUCAGCAGAGCCAUUUCAGGGCAGUCCUCCCCUAUUUCUUCUGGUAACCAGGCCGCUGAACAAAUGGUCAACAUGGUCCAGAAAUGUUUUGAUGAUCACGCCACUCCAGAGGACCAGAGCUCCACCUCUGUAUUAGAGUCAUGCAUUCCACCUGCAACAGAAGAGGUGAUGACUGUUAUCGCAGAGAUGGUGGGUGAAUUGGAAAAAGAAGAUCCGGAAUUGGCUAAGGUUUUUCGAGAAGUGGCUGUGAAAGUUAAAAUGUUGGCAUCUGGCAGUGACCUUGUAGUGGAGCACCUGGAUGUUGAAGACUCUCCUGUUCCAGAGGAGCUGAACAUAACAUGUACAUCUUGCAAAGCAAUGAUGCAAAAUCUUGGCACUCUGUUUAGUGUGAAGUUCAAGACCAAAGCCUCAAAGGCUGUGAGUGAAAUUCUUGUGAGAAGGUUAAUGAGCGAUAUCUCUGGUAUGGUUCAACCUUCUCAUUCAUUUAGUACCACUCCAAGCUUGAUGAAUGCAUCUAGCCCAUCUGACAGGAUCCUUGAUUCUGCGGCCACUGAGCUCAUACAGACCAAAGUAGAAUCUGAGGCAUCAAAAAUAAUUGAUAACUUUGUUGAAGAUGUCAAGGACAUUGUGCAGUAUGCUGAAUUAGAUCAGCCAACAAGCACCCAGAGAGAUACCCAAGUGGGACACUGUACGACAAAGCGGAAACCCUUCCAUGCAGCUCGUAGACUCUGCGAGAGACUUCAGGCAAAGCUGGAGACAUUGUUCCUCAGAAUGGGUGGAGCUCCAGUCCAAGGGGAAGAACUUAUGGAAAAAGCUGACUCCAGUGCUGCGCUUCUGGAACAUACUGACUCCAGUGAUCUGCCUGUUUCAAUCCUGAGCUUGCCUUCCCCAUGUAGGGGUGAAUCCCCUAUAUCAGAACGUAGUUCAUCUUCUUUAUCUGAUGGAUGUGAUUCAACUGACUCUGUAGGAGAGAAAACACCAGAGCAACCUGAAACCAGUAAGAGUGAGGCAAUACUGCAAGUGGUCAACUCAACGGGACUUGGUUCUCUCCGUAAAUGCCAAAGUGAGAACUCUCAACCAUUACUGUCUCUCUGUAAUUCCAACAUGGUGCCCUGCACCAAAGAGGUCUUGUCCCAGAUUGUGACCAUGUAUAGGUCAGAGGUGGCAGAUUUGGAAUGCACAUCAUCUGUUGCAGAGGGUUCCUCUUACAACUCCCUUGAAGUCUGUGGCUUUUUGGACAGUGUCAUGUCUUAUCUAGAAGACAUGCCCGUGUCUGGUUCUUCAUGGUUGGAAGGAUUAAGAGAUACUCCAGCCUCAGUCAUUGAGAAACUCUCCAGUGAGGAGUUCCAGAUGAACGCUACCAACGAAGUGCGAAAAAUACUGAUCAAAUCAGUCAGUAGCUUUCCCAGCAAAGUCAGUUCCAGCCAGACAGAUUCUCAGAUGUUGCCAGCAAAAUCAACAAUUUCCUUAAGGCAUACAGAUAUAACUGCUUUUGAAAUCGUUGGAUCAAUUACAAAUGACAUGAAGAGCCUUUUCCCACCCACAGAGUCUUCUACUACUCUAUGGCAGGCAGACUCUAUGCUUCAACAGAGUGAUGAGAAAACCUCAGAGUACACUGAGGCCACACCCAAAGGCUCACAGUCUGGUUUGGAAGUAUCUGAGAAGAAGAUCUGGACAACUGCAAAGACUAUUUACCACAAUGUGAAGACAAAGAUGAGGAAUUAUUUUACAUGGCAAAAUCAAGUCAAAGCAACAACGGCUCAAGCAAAAAAGACCCUCAGCCAUAUUCUGGUUUCAAUUCAGAAAGAGCUGUCAAAAUCUGACAAAACGGUGACUGCGCUUUCACAAAUAGAGAAUGUGGUUGGAAUGAUGCUGAAGGAUGUUGAAAGGGUAAGCAGUGAAUGUGGUGAGGAACCGAUCUAUCAAGCGCCACAGCGUUCUUCCUCCUCGUUGUCAUCCUCAUCUGCCAGAUCAAAGAAGUCAGAGUGGGAGUUUUCACUCCCUGGCACUCCCAUCUCUUCUGAUUUACCAGAGAGUAUUACUCAGCCCAUUGUGAGAUGCUCAGUCAUCGACAUGGGCAAAUCUACUAAGCCAAAAACAUUGAUGUGUGAUGCCAGGGAAAGCAUGUCUGCAAUAGUGGAUACCAUCAUAAAGGAGGUACAUCCAGAGGAAGAAGGGGAGGUUGCAUUCCACCCUGAUCUAACAGCUGCAAUAGCAAGACUGGAGGAGCUCAUAUCUCAGGGUAGGAUUGGUGCUCUCUCACGUGAUCUUACUCACCAAGUCAACCGCAUCAUUUCUGAGAGCAACUUGACCCCUCUGGUUCUGACAGUGGCGGCUGGAAAGAGUGUAUCCGAUACAGUCCUUACUGAGCUGAAGAGGAAUGACAAGACGGUGGGGAAGCCCACAGCUUACAAGCUGGUUCAGCUUUUUGCAGAGGAGUCUGUGAAGUGCCUCUUGCUUCCUAGCCUUGUGCCCUCUACAGCUUCAAUGAGUUUGGCUCAGGGAGUUAGUGUGCCGGCUAGCGUAUCUGAAGAUAGGAUUUCAUGUUCUUUUUCUACAUCAGCAUUUAGUGACACAGUCAGCCUGUUUACCAAAGUAAUGGUAAGCCAGGUCAUGGACUCUGUGGUUUCUGAUGCACAAAGCAGAGGGUCAUCUCCAACCGGAACUGUAACUGAUAUAGGCAGUCUACUGAGUGGUAAGUCCUACCCUCUGCCAUCUUUCUCCGCCAUCAGCAUGACAACAAGUGGGACCUCCAAUGCUGCACGAGGCUUUGAGGCCAACAUAGAUGCUGAGGAAAGGGAUACCAUCAGUUGUUUCGGUGUACCUCAGAGCAUUGUUUGUGAUGAGAAUUCAACCAGCCCGGAUGUUGCCUCGCUUUCAACCCCAUCCACUGACAACUUAGUCGGUGAUUAUGACUUCACCAGCCUCAUCAGCAUGUUAGUGGUGAGACUUCUGUCAAAAAUCCAAACCCAAAAUGAUCUGUACCCAACUGACGUCACACGCACGUCACAAGACCUGAUUCCAAAAGUUAUAGCUGCCUUCUGUGCAUGGUCAGGCUGCUCUGAGACCCAAGCUUAUCCCAAGAACCUGAAGAGUCACAAAGUAUACAGCACCGUCUACAAACAUCUGUUGAAGGAGUUUGGCUCAGAGAAAAUACUCCAACUGGCCGUGUCGACUCAGGACUCCACAUUCAAUAGGAUUCUUGUGAAGUCAUUGAGCAAGGAGCUUCUCCACAGUUGUAACAAGGCAUCAAGAGCAGCCUCAAGAACAUCUUUCGAAGCCACCAGGCCAGAAGCUCUUCUCAUGGCUGAAGAUGUGAAGGCUACCAGAGGGAAGCUGUCUUUCCUACAAAGGCUUGCCAGACUGAAAUUCGACUUAAAGCCAUUCAUGAUGGGAAACAAGAAGGAUUCCAAGAAGAUGGCCCUCUCAGCUUGAUAUGUGUUCAGAAUAUUAUAUUUAAGUUUUUUAUUUACCAAAAGCCUGUAUAGAUCUUUAGUCGGGCCUCUUUGGUAGGUUUUCUCUAGCUCUGAGAUUUCAGAUUCAAGGGCACUCAGUUCCGCACCGUGUUUUUUCUUCAGCCCUUUAGUAUAGGAAAUAAUCUGUCCCCUCAGAUAGGCCUUCAAUGUGUCCCAAAGAAUUAAGCUGUCAGGAGCAGAGGGUUUGUUUGUCAAAGUAAAAAUAUUGAUCUGCUCUUUGAUGAAUGCACAAAAUUCAGGUUGCUUUAGGAGUGUAGAAUUUAGUCUCCAUCUAUAUGCUCCAUUUACCUUGGUAGGAAUGGAGAUUGAUAAUACCAGAGGAGAAUGGUUACUAAGCAAUCUGGGGAGAUACUCGACAUCUAACACUCUAUGAAACAGUUGUGUCGAAAGUAAAAAGUUAUCUAUGCGUGUGUGUGUCUUGUGUGGGUGUGAAUAAAAAGAGUAGUCCCUAUCCUGUGGGUGCAACUGUCUCCAGAUGUCUAGUAAAUUGAGAUCUUUCAUGAAUGACAUGGUGAGCUUGCCGGCUUUGGUAAGAAGUGAGGGUUUAUCAGAAGACCUAUCAAGAACUGUAUCUAAGCAAAAAUUAAAAUCUCCUCCAACCAGUAGCCAUCCUGGUGGUGCUUGAGCAACCUGAAGGAAGACAUUCUGAAUAAACAUAUGGUCAUCGAAGUUAGGAGCAUAAAUAUUCAAUAGGGUCCAAGACUCUGAAAACAUAUGCCCCUGCACCAAAACAAACCUGCCAGAGGGAUCAGAGAUGGUGUUGUUGACGCAGAAGGGGAUGUGUCUAAUUAUCAAAAUUGCAGUUCCUCUUGCUUUGGAGUUAAAAGAGGAUGCAAAAACUUGUCCUACCCAUUCCCUCUUCAAUUUCUUGUGUUUACUGGCUGUAAGAUGUGUUUCUUGUAAAAACACAAUGUCAGCCUUUAAUUUCUUAAGGUAUGUAUAGACUCUUUUCCUUUUAAUCGGGCUGUUAAGACCUUUUACGUUGAAUGUGACAUAUUUUAGUGGAUUAAGCAUAGGUUGGGUUUCAAAUAUGUAACUGAAUAGAAACCUAUCAUAUGCAGAUAAUUAGGAAAUGUUUCAACUUUGGUUUGAGCACAAAAGUGACCUGUGUGUCUCUUUAGGAAGGAAACAAUAAACGUAGAAAAAAGGAAGAAAAAAUAAAUAAAAAUCCCACCCACCCCGAUUGUCAGACUAAAACAACAAUCCCAACAAUCAAACAUGAAUACACUUGUAGAGAUACGUUGCUGCUCGCUUUCCAUCUUGCUCUUACUAGCUAAACCUUGGCGUAAACUAAAACCUGCGAGCUCUCUAAAUUGAAAACAAACGUUGUGAAUAGAUAUUUAUGGCUGAAUAUUUACUGCCCACGGUAAGGGAUGCUUGAGUCUCUUUUCGAAAGAUUAACAUAAAUGAGGGGGAAAGCAAUGGGCCUAAACCCACUUAUUGCUUCGCCCAGUAGAUAUGGACUAAACCAAAAUAUACUCUCCUGUAAAUGUAAUUACGGUUAGUUGAAAAUGUACAAAUCAAUUAAAGUGACCGGGAGAUACCAGCAGUUCAAUCCGGAUAAGAGAAAACAAACGAACUGCAUUUAUCCCCCAGAGAGACCGUCCUGGCUCAGACGUUGCUCAGUUCUUUGAGAAAAGUGUGCACUUCUCCCGGUGUGUUGAAGAGAUGGCUUCGGCCUUUGUACUGAACUUUCAUCCGCGCAGGGUGGAUGAGGUAGCCGGUGAUGUUCUUCUCCUUCAGUGCUUUGGCGGCAGGUCUGAACUGCUUGCGGCGUCUGGCGAGAUCCGCGCUCAUAUCUGGGAAAAGGCUGACCCUCUUUCCAUCGAUGGUGAUGUCCCCUUUGGCUCUUGCGAGUUGCAGUAUCUUCGCUCUGUCUUGGAAACGGAGGAACCUCAUCAGGACGGCUCGUGGGGGCUCAUCUGGCCGGGGUUUCGGCGCUGAUGUUCUGUGGGCGCGUUCGAUUUCCAGCGGCUUGGUGAAGUUGAUUAUGCCUAGGACCUCCGGGAUCCAUUGAGUGAAGAAACGGACCGGGUCACGGCCCUCGCUGUCCUCUUUCAAUCCCACCACACGGAUAUUACUAUGUCUACUCUGGUUCUCCAUCUGAUCUACCUUGUUUUUGAGGUAGGCAUUGUCCUUUUGCAGUUGUGUCAAGACCUGGUCAUGUCUAGCGAUGGUAUCUUCAACUGUGCUAAUGCGCAACUCUGCCUCAGUCGUUCUCAAAAGGAGAUCAUUCAUGGAGGAUUUCAGGUCGUCAAUGGAAGAAUGGAGUUCAGCCGAUUUCUUAUCAAUUUUCAGAGAAAGACCUCUGUUACCACCCUGAAUUUCCCGGAGGAGAGUAGCCAGCAUGUCGGCAGGCUCGCAAGAGGCUGCUGAGAGCAACAGUCUGGAACUGUCGUCUGAGUUAUGAGGGCUAAUGCUAAUCUUGCUAGCUGUAGCGUUAUCGUUAUCUUGGGAAUCAACAACGUUUUGGUCGUCCUUCUUGCCUCUCGGUCGGAGGUCCAUGGCUCUUUGGGAAGGUAAGUACUUGACAAUUUAUCAGCCGAUGUUAGAAUAUUGUUUCAACGUUGUUAUUUAGGUAAAAAUAGAAUAACUUUGAAGAGCUCGGUUUGUCAACGUCUGCUCAGCUCCGCGGCAUCACGUGCUCCCGGACGUUUACUGUUUGAGAUAUUGGUGUACAAAGCUGCUAUUGCAAAAAUAUGAAACCCUAUAUACAGUACAUUAUAUAUUAUCGAUAGUAAUCUCUUAUGUAAAAUGAUUUAUAGUUUCCAAAUCUCAAGAUUCUGGUUUUCAUUUAUUUGUGAAAGUAAUAAUGAGUUGAAACUAAGAAUACAAUAUAACAUAAUUUCUAAAUGAAAGUGCAUGUAGACUCUCUCUCUUCUGUCGCCCAACAUAGUGGCACAUCCUGGACUCCCAGAGGGUCUUCCCUCCACCUCUCAACAGGAGAAGCCUCGCAAACGUCCCCUUCUAAACAGGAUGUUUUCCACCAUCUCCAUAGGCCUAUCCAAGCCAUUCAAACAGUUUUCAAAGCAAGCUUAAUACAACAAUUUCCUUUAAUACAGUAAUAUUUGCAUUAAAUUGAUGGCCUUUGUCUUCUUUUGUGUUGCCCUGUUAACACAUUUGAUUAGAAAAUACAGUCAUAGUCACGGUGUAGGCUAAACAAAGUAAUGUUGUCCUGAAUAAUGUAUAGAACAUGCACCCCCCCCCCCCACCCGCACACACACACACAGUGUGAUUCAUUGAACACACACACAUAGUACUUCAGAUAUGUCCCACAACCAGCAUUCAACCAGAUAUCAAUGAUUCAGUGUAAAAUACAUGUACUGUAAAAUAAACCGUAUUUAAUUUACAACCAAUAAAAUAAUACAUGAUGCAGGA